Messenger RNA from Schistosoma turkestanicum, 1956 nucleotides. The record is from the annotation of a GenBank genome assembly. NCBI's taxonomy places the organism in Eukaryota, Metazoa, Platyhelminthes, Trematoda, Strigeidida, Schistosomatidae.
AUGAACGCUGAGAACUAUCUAAAUGUGGAUAUAUCGUAUAAUAACAGUAAAAAUAAUAUAAGUGAACAAUUAUAUUCUAAUAGUAGUGCAAUAGUGGAAACUAUAACAUUACUGGGAUCUAUUAUAAUUAUAUUCAUCACUGUUGGUGGGAAUUUACUUGUUCUUUUUGCAAUCUGUACAAAACAUAAAUUACGAAGAAAUGUAACAAAUUGUUUUAUAGCAUCUUUAGCAGCAGCAGACCUACUUUUGGGAACAAUUGUAAUGCCAUUCGCUGUAGUUGAUGUAUUAAGAUCUAUUCAUAAAGAUCGUCUUCCUAAAAAUCAACAGGAUCAGUAUGUGUUAUGGCCAUUUGGUCAGAAUUGGUGUGAUCUGUGGCAUGCGUUUGAUGUUCUUAGUUCAACAGCUUCAAUUUUAAAUUUAUGUGCAAUUUCAGUAGAGCGUUACAUUGCUAUUUCAGAUCCAUUUAAUUAUCCUUUACGUGUAACACACUCACGAUGUAUUCUUAUGAUUAUGCUUACUUGGAUAUGCUCAAUACUAAUUUCCUUUCCAGCCAUUGCCUGGUGGCGACAUUCAGGUAGUAUAUAUAAUGUUUCUGAUAUACAUAGUGUACCAGACGCGGAGUGCUUAUUUUCUUCUGACAGAGUUUAUUUAUUCAUCUCUUCUUGCAUUUCAUUUCACAUACCCUUGAUAGUUAUGAUUUUUGUUUAUUGGAAAAUAUAUCAGAAAGCAAAUGGUCUCAUUAAAACACUGAACACCGGUAAAAGAUUGAUUUAUAGAAAAUCAUUAGGUGGUGAAAUAAUGAUAUUAAGAGUGCACAGAGGCGGUAUAAGUAAAACACUUCCGUCAGUCUUACGUCAAGGUAUACUACCACACAGUUCUAAUAAUUCUACCAAAGUGUCGUAUGAAUCUUCGCAUGAAAUCCUCAAUAAUCAGUCACCUAUACCUUUGCCUACAGAAAAUGAUAAUGAAAAUAAUCAAGAAAUAUUAGAGUGUAGUAAUAAUGAAAACGAAAAAAGCAAAAAACGUGUAAAAUUUAAUCAAUCUAACAAAAUUGAACCAACUGAUGAAGAAAACACUCAUUGUACAUUAUUCUCAGGUUGUUACAAAACUAUAUUCAAUCGAAUCAAUAGGAAUACUUCACUAACACAAAAGAAUGAUAUUUUGACAGUAACAACUGGGACACAGAAGACAGAAGAAAGUUUACUAUCAUCAAGAAGCUACCUGACUGAAAUCAAAAAACGAGUACAACGAUUUACCAAAGAACGAAAAGCAGCUAAAACUCUUGGGAUAGUAAUGGGUGUGUUUGUUUUAUGCUGGCUACCAUUUUUUGUUUAUAACACCAUAAAAGCUAUUUAUCCAUCAGUUUUGAAACCCCAAGAGAAUAUAAUAUUUCCACUUGUCACAUGGCUUGGCUAUUUGAAUUCCGGAGUUAACCCUUUUAUUUAUGCAUAUUCUUUACGGGAUAUUCGUAAAGCAUUUGUUGAUAUUCUGUGUACGCUAUGCAAAACACAUUCAAAUUGGUGUCGUACAAGGCUAAAUAGUACUAGAGAUACUGUUGUGUCGCAAUAUACUGAAGAACCAACAGAUGUUCUAAAAUCAGUGAAUUAUCAGUCUACAAUGUCACUUACUAAUGGUUCAAUAACUUACACAGAUAACAAAUAUUCCAUGGAAUCCACGUCUUCACCAUUGCAAAAAAAUUUUACUUUCUAAAUGGAUUUAUAUGGAAAUAAUUCGCAAAAUAAAAUGUACAGUGAUAAUAAUACAGCAAUACAAUAUCUGAGAGUUUAAACUCAACUUUAUCAACAACAUUUAAAAUAUUUCAGUACUCAAAUAAUAACUAAUGACGUUGAUUUGCCAAUGUAUAAAAAAAACAAUUCAUAAUUCCAAUACUAGAACAACUCAUAUUUUAUUAAUAAUACUAUUUCUAUAUCAUAUACAAUGGAAUAUAACAUACCA